AUGUCGAAGGCAGCCGCAGCAGCCGUCGAAUGGACGCGAGUAUACAGCAAGCUUGGCUUAUCCAAAGAGACCGUCUCGACUCUGCAAGCCUUCCGAAAGCGUCACGAUGAUGCCAGGAUCGCGAACAAUGGCCUGAAGGAGCAAAAGGCGGACAUCGACUUUGCUCACUACCGUGAGGUACUGAAGAACAAGGAUGUCAUCAGCCAGGCAGAGAAGCUGUACAACGACUUUAAGCCUGUCGACUACGAUCUCGGAGCGCAACUCAAGGCUAUCGAUGCCUUCGAGGCCAAAGCAGUCGAGGCAGCCACUCAGGCAGAGUCAAAGAUCGAUACCGAGCUUCAGCAGCUCAACGGCACCCUCAAGGACAUUGAGGACGCUCGUCCGUUUGAGGAUCUCACCCUGCACGACCUCAACAAGGCUCGACCAGAAAUUGCCCAGGUCGUAGAAUCGAUGAUGAAACGUGGUAAAUUCACCGUCGAUGGAUAUCAAGAGAAGUUUGGCAACCUCAGUGCCAUCUAG
Mixia osmundae IAM 14324 is the source of this 519-nucleotide messenger RNA. RefSeq lists its product as uncharacterized. The record is from RefSeq and is a predicted model, not a curated record. Bases 1 to 519 code for a protein of 172 amino acids. The transcript is spliced from 4 exons. Gene Ontology annotation, molecular function: proton transmembrane transporter activity. NCBI's taxonomy places the organism in Eukaryota, Fungi, Basidiomycota, Mixiomycetes, Mixiales, Mixiaceae. Gene Ontology annotation, biological process: proton motive force-driven ATP synthesis.